This is a messenger RNA of Schistocerca nitens (vagrant locust), 5357 nucleotides long. Its product is annotated as nidogen. The transcript has 27 exons. Gene Ontology annotation, molecular function: calcium ion binding. Gene Ontology annotation, biological process: cell-matrix adhesion. The record is from RefSeq and is a predicted model, not a curated record. NCBI's taxonomy places the organism in Eukaryota, Metazoa, Arthropoda, Insecta, Orthoptera, Acrididae. Bases 64 to 4227 code for a protein of 1387 amino acids.
GCGGCGCGUCUGACGACCGCUGUUCAUCCUUUUGGUGUGCCGGACUACACGCAGACGCAGAGCAUGAGGUGGCUGUGGGUGUGCGCGCUGUGGCUGGCCGCGGCCUCUCUGGCGGCCGGCGUCCCCCGCGACCAGCUGCUGCCGCACGGCGAGGGCGUCGACACGCUGCUGCCCAGGCACCAGCAGGACGUCUCCAGCGCAGACAUCCGCCUCCUCACCCCCAUCGUCUUCUACGGCGAGGUCUACGACACGAUCUUCGUGAACGCCAACGGGUUGCUGUCGUUCCUGACGGACAUCCCUCUGUUCUUCAGCAUCCAGUUCCCGCUCGACUACCCCGUCAUCGCGCCGCUCUACUCGCACGUCGACACGCGUGCCUCUGGAACCGUCUCCUACAGGGAGACGCAGGAUCCAGAAAUACUGUCUGCACUAAAGACAUUGAUUCGUCAGUACUUCAGCUCCGCAGAAGACUUUGAGCCAAAGAGUGCCUUUAUUGCCACUUGGGACAGUGUGGGAUAUUAUGACAUGGGUGCUGAUAAGGUGAACACAUACCAGGUGGUGGUCACAAGUGAUGGGCAGCGAUCAUUUGCCCAAUUCCUGUAUGCAGAUGAUGGCAUACAGUGGGUACAAGGUUCGGGACAAGAGGGUGGUUUGCCUGAUGCCCGCGCUCAGGCAGGGCUGGUGGCUGCAGAUGGCCGGCUGUACACUCUGCGGGGCUCAGGCACAGACCACGUGCAGAACCUCUACAGGUGGUCCAAUAUUGGUGAACCUGGCAUCUGGUUGUUUAACAUUGGAGAGACUGAUGAGAGAGGGAGUAUCUUACUACCAGACUUAGCUGAAGAUCCAUCAGGUGCUGAUGCUGAAGUAAACUCCUGUGCCCAACAAGGAAUAACAACAUGUCAUAGUCACGCUACAUGUCUUGACUAUGAAACAGGGUUUUGCUGCACUUGUAAUGAAGGUUAUUAUGGAAAUGGCAUCCAAUGUUUGAAAGAAGGUGGUCAUAUGCGAAUGAAUGGCAAGGUGACAGGUGUAGUGAAUGACAUCGAACUUGAGGUUCUUGACAUGCAGUCGUAUAUUGUAACACCUGAUGGAAGGACGUAUACAGCAGUUUCCCGUGUACCAGAGCUGCUUGGUUAUGAUAUGCAGACACUGAGCAUCCUAGGAGGAGUUAUAGGAUGGGUGUUUGCCCGACCUGUUGGCAAAGCUCUCAAUGGAUACCAGCUUACAGGUGGCGUGUUCAACCACACAGCAGAGAUUGAAUUUCCUAACACUGGCCACAAAAUUACUCUCAGGCAGCGCUUCCUUGGGCUUGAUGUGUUUGACCAGCUGCGGGUAGAAGCUGACAUUCGUGGUUCUGCACCAACAGUUCCCAUUGGUUCAAAAAUCCGGGUUCCUGAAUAUGAAAUAGAAUACAGGAGAACAGCACCAGGAAAGAUUUUGGCCAAAUCAUCACAUUCAUUCCAGUUGGAAGAUGCUCCUGUUGACAAUCCUUUUAUAGUACAACAGUCAAUUGAUUAUGAUGAAUGUACUUCUUCUGGUCCAGAAGUUUCAACUUUCCAUCUGAAAGUCAUUAGAAACUUUAUAAGUUAUGAAGAAAAAGAAAAAAUAAUUCGCUAUGGAAUGACAAGCAAAGUCACAAUACCUGAUGCAGUGGUGGACUUAUGCCAAGAGAUCAAAUGUGGACCACACAGCUCAUGCAUUACUGUUGAUGAUAUUUCACAAUGUGUUUGUGAUGCGGGAUACCAGCGGCUCUACUUAAGUGAUGGUGGAAGCACUUCACGGGAAGAGUGUGUUGAUGUGAAUGAAUGUACCAGUGGAACACACAACUGUGCUCUCAAUGCACAGUGUGUGAACAACCCAGGAAGUUUCUCCUGUCGCUGCAACCCUGGUUUCACAGGCGAUGGUCGCACCUGUGACAAAUUGUUAAGCUGUUCAGACUUGCGGUGUCAUCCAGACGCAGAGUGUGUUGAGCUGCAGCCAGGAAGUCUUCAGUGCCAGUGCUUGCCAGGCUUUACAGGGAAUGGUGUCUUCUGCACAGCCAUUGAAAAAUUAAGUUGCACAGUGGCCAACAACUGCUCCCCAUUUGGUGUCUGUGCCUAUGAUGAACUGACAGCUGGGUAUCACUGCCAGUGCUUGCCUGGCUAUGUAGGAGAUGGCUACAGUUGUGUUGAUUCAACUCUCCUGCCUCAGCAGCCACCAUCCACCCUUGCACCUUCAGGCCCACUUCCUGGCCAGUCAGAGGAAGAAACAGCACCUGCUCCAACCUGUACACUUGGGGUCUGUCUGUGUCCACCAAGCUACGAACUUCGGAAUGGUGCCUGCUUGCCUAAAACUGAACAGUUUUCCGGAGAUGACGUCGCAUAUCCUAUGCUCACCUGUUUUGAUGGCUCAUGUGUCUGCCCUUUGGGAUAUGAAGCAUCAGAUGAAGGCCACUGCAAGCCUGCAGAAGGUGCAGCAGCUGGAAGGAUGGGAACAAAGGGACCAUCUGGAUGGAAAUUGCCGUGUAACAUUAUCAACACAUGUCAUCCAUAUGCGCAGUGUGUAUUCAACUCUGCCCUUGGCCAGUACCGUUGUCAGUGUAAUGCUGGCUUUGAAGGAGAUGGAUAUGACUGCAUUGAGACAGAUGUUUCUUGUGCAGAAGUGAACAUCUGUGACAUUCAUGCGUCAUGUGUAUAUGAAGAAAAUAUUGGGAAGCAUGUCUGCAAAUGUGAUCCAGGCUUCCAAGGAGAUGGCACCUACUGUACUUCUGCAGAUGAAUGUAUAGCAGAUGAGGACUGUGGUAAUAAUGCACAGUGCUUGUGGAGCGAGCAAGAAAACCGAAAUGAAUGCCAAUGUAGUACUGGGUAUGUUCGAAUUGGCUCUUCUUGCCAGCCAAAACCAGGUGGUGAUGAAUGUGAGGAGGCAUGUCAUUACAAUGCACGAUGUGUGUUUGAUGGUGAUCUUGGUGAAUACCGAUGUCGUUGUAGUGCUGGCUUUGUGGGUGAUGGCACAGACUGCCAGCCUGAACCACUUGGAUGUAACAUCCUCAACAACUGUGGCGUAGGAGCUGACUGCUCUUAUGACCAGGCAUCAGCAGGAUACCGCUGCAAGUGCAGACAGGGGAUGCGUGGUGAUGGUUACACAUGUGUACCUGAAAUAACAUGUAUCACCAAUCCAGAACUAUGCAGCCGGGAUGCUACAUGUGUUGCAGAUGCUACAGGCAGCUACAUUUGCCAAUGUAAUCCUGGCUUUCGUGGAAAUGGUGCAUUCUGCAGACGUAUAUCAAAACACGAAGGAAAUUUUCUUCUUUUGAAUCGUGGCAUGGCUAUGAUGCGAGUACCAUUUAAACCUUCAAGGAAGGAUCCAGGAAACUUUAUUUUCUAUCAGUAUUAUCAAAUGGCAAUAGGUAUUGACAUUGACUGUGAAGAAGGCCGUGUGUACUGGAGUGACAUAACAGGGAAAAGAAUCAAAAGCUCAAACUAUAAUGGCAGCAAUAGCACUAUUUUCAUCAGCACAGAUAUCCAAUCACCAGAAGGCAUCAGUAUAGACUGGGUGUCUCGUAACAUGUUUUGGACUGAUUCUACAAAAGAUACUGUGGAAGUAGCAAAUUUGGAUACUGGUCUCAGGAAAGUCCUGGUCUCAAAAGGCCUUGUUAAUCCUCGUGGCAUUGCUGCUCAUCCAUCCAGGGGAAAAAUUUUUUGGUCUGAUUGGAAUCGAGCAUCCCCAAAACUUGAAUGGGCCAAUAUGGAUGGAAGUGAUCGUCAGACGUUCUUGGAAGGGCCAUCGGUACAAUUACCAAAUUCUCUUGCUAUUGAUUUUGAGCAUGAUGAACUCUGCUGGGCAGAUGCAGGGACAAAAUCUAUUGCUUGCAUUGGUAUUUCAACAUCACAACAAAGAACAAUUGUUGCCAAUGCUAGUUACCCCUUUGGGCUUACAAUAUCACCAGACAAUUACUACUGGACAGACUGGAAUACAAAUAAAAUAGAGAGUGCACAGCGGCCAUAUGGACAGCGUAAUCCAUCACUCGAAGUUCCACUUGGAGGCAGUGGAAAGCUGUAUGAUAUUGUAGCAGUCCCAGAGGAAUGCAUUAGAGCGUCAAGUUCAUGUGCAACUGGUGCUGAAUGUGGAGAGCGUCGCUUAUGCCUACCAGAUGGCAGAGGGGGACGCAGUUGCCCAUGUGCAGAUUACGGAACUACAGCGACAGGCGAGGAAGGAUCUGGUGAAGCUGCUGAAUGCAAUGACAUACUUUGAAGAUGGAAUGUGACAAUCUGCUCCCACCUGCCACAAGAGAAUGUGACUGUACUUUCACAACAAUAUCUUAAAACAGUCUUACCAGAUAGCUGACAAAAUUCUUUUGUCAACCGUUUUAGAGCAAGGUCAACAUUACCUAAUUAAGUGUCAAGUUUGUGGUUUUCAGUUUCACUUCAUCUGUCACAUGAAAAUAUGGACAGUACAAGAACUUAAAAAGUGACCUCUUUAGUUGGAAACUGACACACUUGGUGCUUAUAAUCCACAGAUUGUUUCUUUGUAAUGAAUAGUUUUACCUUUCUCCUUGCUGUUGCCCAAGCAUCAACUUUCUCACCUGCAAGUUGCUCUAAUUUUAAAAGAAAUUUUUAUGUCAUCUCACUGUGUUCACUUUCAUCCACCUCUCAUCUCUAUCCAAAUACUUCUCAAAAUUUUCACCCAUGCAUUCAUCCCCCCAUCUGUAAUGAGCCCAUGUCAUUUCAUGGGACAUAAAUUUUGUGAAAUUUUUUAUGUCCUAUUUCUUCCCAUACAUUUUCUGUGGUUUCCUGUUCAGCCGACCAUUUUUUUCCUUGUCAUUUUAGAUAAUGCAUUUUUUCUAUUAACUCUGAUAUGCACAUUUUAGAACUUGAGAUGUGUGGAUUAAUAUCUUCAUUUACUCAUUUCUGCAACUGCUAAACAUUUGUACUAAGUUACAUAAAAAAUUCUGUUAGGUAUAAGACUUAUUGAACUAUGUAAGUUCUCCACCAGCGAAUCAUCCCAGAAUGAUUUGCCACCCAACUGAUUGUUCAAUAUUUUACUUAAUGUGAAGAGCAGCUUGAUGAUUAAGAUGAUUCUGUUGAUUUAAAAUACGCUACGGAAAUAGUGAUUAAAAACCAUUGAUGAUGGUGCAGUACAAAAUUUAUUUGUCAGUGUUAAGAGUAUGUUCCUAGGUAAUAAAAAUAUUUUUUUAAGUAAUCAUCUUAGCAGUUAUGCAGAUUUGGGAUGUUGCUAACAGGCAAAUAAACAUUGUAACAUGUGCACUACAUCAUAGCACCGGUGUUGUGAAAAAGUAUUUUAUUAUAAUUUUUUGUAACUAUUGAACUUAUUGAAAAAUUGCCGUAAAAUUAAAUUAUUUUUAAAUAAAAUGGAUUUGUAUA